Messenger RNA from Eubalaena glacialis (North Atlantic right whale), 2468 nucleotides. Its product is annotated as sulfate transporter-like. Gene Ontology annotation, biological process: transmembrane transport. The record is from RefSeq and is a predicted model, not a curated record. The coding region runs from base 276 to 2468 and encodes 730 amino acids. Gene Ontology annotation, cellular component: membrane. The transcript has a single exon. NCBI's taxonomy places the organism in Eukaryota, Metazoa, Chordata, Mammalia, Artiodactyla, Balaenidae. Gene Ontology annotation, molecular function: oxalate transmembrane transporter activity; secondary active sulfate transmembrane transporter activity; chloride transmembrane transporter activity.
CCCCUCAGUCCCGCCACGGCAGAGGACGCGCCUUGGCUCCUGGUCGCACGGGGCGGCCCAGACUCGAGAGGUUUGGAAAAGCCUUUUGGCCCAGAACUCACUAAGAACUAUUCCAAAAUAGAAGGACAUAAAGAAUGCACUCAAACUAGCUUGGCCUGAAAGUAGGAAGUGAGAAGAGAGUUAUAGACCAGUUGCAUUGAGGAAUGAAGAGCUGCUGUGUGUAUUCACCAAUCUAAUUGACUUGCCCAGGGAGGCUGAAACAUCUAUCUCCAGAAAUGUCUUUGAAAAAUAAAGAGCAAGAUGACCAAUACAGUCCUCCAUCUAGGAUCCAUCUGGAGCAUGAAGAGGAAUCACGUAAUGACUUCCAGCAAUUUGAGACCAAUGAUCAAUGCAGACCUUAUCCUAGGAUCCAUUUGGAGCCUCAAGAGAAACCGGAUACUAACUUCAAGCAAUUUGUCAUCAAAAAACUAGAGAAGAGUUGCCAGUGCAGUUCAACCAAAGCCAGAAAUAUCAUUUUUGGCUUCCUUCCUGUUUUGCAGUGGCUCCCAAAAUAUAAUCUGAAGAAAAACAUUUUAGGAGAUGUGAUGUCUGGCUUGAUUGUGGGCAUCUUAUUGGUGCCUCAAUCCAUUGCUUAUUCUCUCCUGGCUGGCCAAGAACCUGUCUAUGGUCUGUACACAUCUUUUUUUGCCAGCUUCAUUUAUUUCCUAUUGGGCACCUCCCGUCACAUUUCUGUGGGCAUUUUUGGAGUACUGUGCCUUAUGAUUGGUGAAGUAGUUGACCGAGAACUAUACAAAGCUGGCUAUGACACUGCCCAUGUUGCUCCUUCUUUAGGAGUGGUUUCGAAUGAGAGCACAUUAUUAAGCCAGACAUCAGGCGAGAUAUGUGACAAAAGCUGCUAUGCAAUUAUAGUUGGCAGCACUGUAACCUUUAUGGCUGGAGUUUAUCAGGUAGCGAUGGGCUUCUUUCAAGUGGGCUUUGUUUCAGUCUACCUCUCAGAUGCCUUGCUGAGUGGAUUUGUCACUGGUGCCUCCUUCACAGUUCUUACAUCUCAGGCCAAGUAUCUCCUUGGACUCAGCCUUCCUCGGAGUAGUGGUGUGGGAUCACUCAUCACUACUUGGAUACAUAUCUUCAGAAACAUCCAUAAGACCAAUAUCUGUGAUCUCAUCACCAGCCUUUUGUGCCUUUUGGUUCUUUUGCCAACCAAAGAACUCAAUGAGCGCUUCAAGUCCAAACUUAAGGCACCUGUUCCUACUGAACUCUUUGUUGUUGUGGCAGCCACAUUAGCCUCUCAUUUUGGAAAACUAAAUGAGAAAUACAAUACCAGUAUUGCUGGACAUAUUCCCACUGGGUUUAUGCCACCCAAAGCACCGGACUGGAACUUAAUUCCUAAUGUGGCUGUAGAUGCAAUAGCUAUUUCUAUCAUUGGGUUCACUAUUACUGUAUCACUUUCUGAGAUGUUUGCCAAGAAACAUGGCUACACAGUCAAAGCUAAUCAGGAAAUGUAUGCCAUCGGCUUUUGCAAUAUCAUUCCUUCCUUCUUCCACUGCUUUGCUAGUAGUGCAGCUCUUGCAAAGACAUUGGUUAAAGAAUCCACAGGCUGUCAAAGUCAGCUUUCUGGUGUGGUGACAGCUCUGGUUCUUUUGUUGGUCCUCUUGGUAAUAGCUCCUUUAUUCUGUUCCCUUCAGAAAAGUGUCCUUGGUGUGAUCACUAUUGUAAAUCUCCGGGGAGCCCUACGUAAAUUUAAGGAUCUGCCGGAGAUGUGGAGGAUUAGCAGAAUGGAUACAGUUAUCUGGUUUGUUACUAUGCUGUCCUCUGCACUGAUAAGUACUGAAAUAGGCCUGCUUGUUGGGGUUUGUUUUUCUAUGUUUUGUGUCAUCCUCCGCACUCAGAAGCCAAAGACUUCAUUGCUUGGUGUGGUGGAAGAGUCUGAAAUCUUUGAAUCCAUGUCUGCCUACAAGAAUCUUCAGGCUAAGUCAGGCAUCAAGAUUUUCCGCUUUGUAGCCCCUCUCUACUACAUAAACAAAGAAUAUUUUAAAUCUUCCUUAUACAAAAAAACUCUCAACCCAGUCUUAGUAAAGGCAGCUCAGAAGAAGGCAGCAAAGAAAAAGAUCAAAAAGGAAACAGCAACUCUCAGUGGAAUACAGGAUGAAGUCUCAGUGCAACUUUCCCAUGAUCCCUUAGAGUUCCAUACCAUAGUGGUUGACUGUAGUGCAAUACAAUUUUUAGAUACAGCAGGGAUCCAUACACUGAAAGAAGUUCGCAGAGAUUAUGAAGCCAUUGGCAUCCAGGUUCUGCUGGCUCAAUGCAAUCCCUCUGUGAGGGAUUCCCUGGCCCGGGGAAAGUAUUGCAAAAAGGAAGAAGAAAACCUUCUCUUUUAUAGUGUAUAUGAAGCAAUGACUUUUGCAGAAGACUCUCAAAAUCAGAAAGAUAUAUAUGUUCCCAAUGGUCUGAGUUUUUCCAGUGACUGA